AGUUAGGUUUUUUUUUUUCCUGCUAUUUCCAAGUGAGGGAACAAGGACCGAGAGAGAUUUGAAACAGAAGUAAAGAUGGGUUCUUUAUGUUAUUUCUCUUCUCUCAUUCUAUUUCUUUCACUGUUAACUCCACAACAAAUUUCUGGAAAGAAUACGGAGCUUGAAGCUUUGGUGAAGCUAAAGUUUGCUUUAGAUCCAACCAAUAAAUAUUUACAGUCAUGGACUAGUGAAGGUGACCCCUGCAGUGACUUAUUUGAGGGCGUGGCUUGCAACGAGCAUGGCCAAGUGGCUAACAUUUCAUUGCAGGGAAAGGGGCUAUCUGGUACAAUAUCUCCUGCAGUGGCAGAACUGAAGAGCUUGUCCGGUCUGUACUUGCAUUAUAAUUCGUUGUCUGGAGAGAUACCAAAGGAGAUUGUUAAUUUGGCUGGGCUGUCUGAUCUUUACCUCAAUGUGAAUAAUCUUUCUGGGAGUAUUCCUCCUGAGAUUGGCAGCAUGGCUUCUCUACAAGUUUUAGAGCUAUGUUGUAACCAGCUCGCAGGGUACAUACCUACAGAGAUGGGGUCCUUGAAGAAGCUAAGCGUUCUAGCAUUGCAGUAUAACAGACUAUCUGGUCAAAUUCCUGCCAGCUUAGGGACCUUGGGAAUGUUAAAAAGGCUUGAUAUGAGUUUUAAUUACUUGUCUGGGACCAUUCCUCAAGGAAUAGCUAACAUUCCACGUCUGGAAGUGCUGGAUGUCCGGAACAAUUCUCUUUCUGGAACUGUUCCUUUUCCUUUGAAGAGAUUAAAUGGGGGAUUUCAGUUUGAGAACAACGAAGGUUUAUGUGGAACUGGAUUUCCUCUAUUGAGAGCUUGCAGUGCUUUUGAUAAUAUGAACAUCAACCAAGUUGGCUCGUUGGAACCGAUCGCUAAUAAUUCUGCUCGAAAAGUUAUCCCCCAGUCUGCAAUUCUGCAGGCACAUUGCAACCAAACCCUUUGUUCAAAUUCAUCAAAACUUCCACAGGCUGCCAUUGUGGCAGGUGUUAUUAUAGUCAUUAUCACAUUGAUGGCUGCUGGAUUUCUUAUCAUUUUCUGCUAUCGCCGGAAGAAACAAAAGAUUGGGAAUACAUCUGAUUCUUCUGAUGGUCGGCUAAGCACUGACCAGGCAAAGGAGUUCCACAGGGCUGGUGCCUCUCCACUUGCAAGUCUUGAGUAUUCUAACGGAUGGGACCCUUUAGGUGACAGCCGAAAUGGCAUUGAAUUCUCUGUAGAGCAUCUAAAUAACUUCAGAUUCAACCUGGAAGAGAUCGAGUCUGCUACCCAGUGCUUUUCUGAGGUGAAUGUAUUGGGAAAGAGCAACUUCUCAACUGUCUACAAAGGAGUUCUCAGAGAUGGUUCUCUUGUAGCUAUUAAGAGCAUUAACGUAACCAGCUGUAAACCUGAAGAAGCCGAGUUUUUAAAGGGUUUAAACUUGCUAACAUCUUUGAGACAUGACAACCUCACUCGGCUGCGAGGCUUUUGUUGCUCCAGGGGCAGGGGUGAAUGUUUUCUUAUCUAUGAUUUUGCUCCCAAGGGAGAUCUGUCAAGAUACCUUGAUUUAGAAGAUGGAAGCAACCAAGUUCUUGACUGGUCUACAAGAGUUUCCAUUAUCAAUGGCAUCGCAAAAGGUAUUAGAUAUUUGCACAGCAUUGAAGAGAAGAAACCUGCCAUAAUUCAUCGAAGAAUAUCUGUUGAGAAGGUCCUCCUUGACCAGCAGGUAAAUCCAUUAAUUGCAGACUCCGGCCUUGCUAAGCUUCUAGCAGAUGACAUUGUCUUCUCAACUAUCAAAAUCAGUGCUGCCAUGGGAUACCUAGCUCCAGAAUAUGUAACUACAGGGCUUUUUACGGAAAAGAGUGAUAUAUAUGCAUUUGGAGUGAUCAUCCUCCAAAUCCUAUCCGGUAAACAGUUGCUGUCCAAUUCAAUGCGAUUGGCAGCUGCAUGUUGCAGAUACAAUGACUUCAUUGACAAAAGCCUCCGUGGAAACUUCUCCGAGCCUGAGGCAGCGAAGCUGGCAAAAAUUGCACUAACUUGCACUGACGAUCUCCCUGACCAAAGACCAACCAUGAAGGAAGUGAUUCAAGAGCUGAACCUAAGCAAUGCUGGUUCUUAACGGCCAUAUUUCUCUGUACCCCACAAAUUGUUCUAUCAUGCAACCAAGGAGACCUUACUAAACAACGCCGCUGCUGUGACUCCUACUGAUAUCACACUCUGUCGCUUGGAUGGAAACUAAUGCUUACCGCAAACUGGAAAAGAUGGUUAGUUGGUUGAUGAGAGUCGCUCUAAAAAUCCCUGUAAUCUUAAUCGUAAUAAUUUUUAGCUUUAUCUCUUCGAUAAACUGUAUGUUAUAAUCCCUUGUAAACUACAUAAAAAAAGAGAGAAUAUUUUGUAGUAUUAUGAUUGAUUUUGUCUAUGAAAGCAGUUUUUCGAAUAGGAUCUUUUCUUUGUCAGUCUGAUG
Molecule: messenger RNA, 2469 nt
Organism: Populus euphratica (Euphrates poplar)
Lineage: Eukaryota; Viridiplantae; Streptophyta; Magnoliopsida; Malpighiales; Salicaceae
Product: probable LRR receptor-like serine/threonine-protein kinase At1g34110
Exons: 5
Coding region: 76-2124 (682 amino acids)
Biological process (GO): protein phosphorylation
Molecular function (GO): ATP binding; protein binding; protein kinase activity
Source: RefSeq, a predicted model, not a curated record